Messenger RNA from Nerophis ophidion (straightnose pipefish), 4596 nucleotides. It is a transcript of the gene klf9, whose product is annotated as Kruppel like factor 9. Gene Ontology annotation, molecular function: RNA polymerase II cis-regulatory region sequence-specific DNA binding; DNA-binding transcription factor activity, RNA polymerase II-specific. Bases 328 to 951 code for a protein of 207 amino acids. The record is from RefSeq and is a predicted model, not a curated record. The transcript is spliced from 2 exons. Lineage: Eukaryota; Metazoa; Chordata; Actinopteri; Syngnathiformes; Syngnathidae. Gene Ontology annotation, biological process: regulation of transcription by RNA polymerase II.
ACACACGGGACCGCACGUAUCUCGUCACGUUUCCUUGCUGCCCAAUGAGCGCUCCGAUCCACGAUGACGCCGUGGGAUUCCGCGAAAUCGUUUCUUGGGAGAGCGAGGACAGAAGUGGAAAAAAAAAGAGGACAAGUUGACACACGUGGAGACACAGAUGGAUACAAUCGCUUAGCCGCCGGACGUGUUGUUGUUGUUACUGUCGAAGCCUGUCGAAAACAGAAGUGGACGCCGGUUAGAAAGGUGUUUAAUUAAUAUUAAUAUUGUCAUCAUUAUUAUUAUUAAAGCGCAGUCACUUUGAGGACAAUAGCACCUUACCUCCGUAUCAUGUCCGAGCUCGUCUCCGCGGACGGGGCUCCGCUCCCGAAAGAGAACCAGGAGAGCCGAACUUUGCUGAUGGUGGCGAUGAUUUUGCUGGACUUGAACAAAUGCCGCCCCGCCGGCGUGGUGGUGAGCGCGGCGGACGACGAGGAGAAGCCGGCCGAGAGGGUCGUUCGCCGGUCGGCCGCGGCGGAGGCAGACGCCGCGGCGGGACCCGGACCGAACCGGCGGAAAAGGAGGACAGGGGAUCAGUCCGCGGAGAAGCGGCACUGCUGCCCGUUCGGCGGCUGCGGGAAGAUGUACGGGAAGUCGUCUCACCUCAAAGCCCACCUUAGGGUGCAUACUGGCGAGCGCCCCUUCGAGUGCACCUGGCCGGCGUGCGGCAAGAAGUUCUCCCGAUCGGACGAGCUGACCCGCCACUACCGCACGCACACGGGCGAGAAGCGCUUCACCUGCCCCAUGUGCGACAAGUGCUUCAUGAGGAGCGACCACCUGACCAAACACGCCCGGCGCCACGCGGGCUUCCAUCCCACCAUGCUGCAGGGCUGCAGCGUGAGCAAGCGGCGGCGCUGCUCCGUCUCCGUGUCGUCGUCCUCGGACUCGGGCGACCAAAGCCCGGCGGGGGUGUGAGGCACGCCCGCGUGUGCGUUGACGCACACGGACACGCCCACUCUCGGGGUUUUACCUUGCACAGCGCUCCGUGUAGAGCUUCUGUCUUUACCGUGUGACAGCUUUUUAUUCAGCAUUGAUCAAUCAAUCCAUCAGGCAGGUUAUCCUUUCUGAUGUACCUCAGAAUAAUACCCACAGCUGUUUUCAGGGUUUGUCCUGUCCAGAGAGUCUGCACCACUUGAUAGCCGAGAAGUUAUGGCGAUGAAUAUCACGCAAACACUAGUAGAGCUGCGAUAAGGCGCAUGUACAGUCCAGGAGCGCAGUAUAACAAUGUAUAUAAAGGGAAGAAUGCUUAUUAGUUAUUAUAGAGAAAUGACAACUACACAGGAUUUCCGAGCUGGCACAAAUGCAUAAUCAAUGCAGCAACAUCACUUGAAUAUACUCUGGUGAUACUACGAUGCACAAGCAAAACGAAUGCCAAAUGCUCGUUCUGAUCCAUGUCAUGGAAAACAUCAUAGCAGGAAAAGCCACGAAAGGUCCGCUUCGUUUGAUUUAAUAGGGCUUGAAACAGUGACCGGGGAACGCAAUGCAUUCUGGGUCUGGCUGGACACUUACUAGGAAUUUCAAUUUUGACUGGAACACCCCUAGAGGUCUGACUUUGGAACGUUCUCACCACCUCCGAGUUGCGCCGGAUGUAAACCAGGCGUUCAAACUCCAUUCAACGGGCGCCUUCAAAUUUUCCACGAGAGACGUCGAUAGUUUUAUUCAUUUUAAAUGUCCGUCAAGUGGGAUUCUACUUUUUUGACUUCAUGUGGAACGAGCGAAUGACUCAAGUUAAUGACCUUCAAAAGAAUUAUGUGAAAAUGAAUGUGCAGCAUUUAUCUAUACGACCCAACGUAGACAACCUUCCCUAGUCAUGGUGAAAGAACAAAAAAAGAAAAUCCCCCAUGGUCACACAUAGCACAACCUGCUCACUUAACUUUGUGGAUAUUCUGAAAAACAUUCAUGCACUAUUUAAAAAAAAUCCAAAAUUACACCCAUUUAAAUCUAUUAUCAAGCAUGAUGGAAAAAUGCAAAACACCCUCCACACUUGGCGCAUUUUAGCUGCUUGAUAUUUGAUUGCUCACAAAACUUUAAGGAGGUUGUCACGGAAGUAAACAAGGUAGGAGUCAAACUUUCACAUACUCCUAAUAUUCAUUCAUAUUAAUGAUUAAUUAUGCAUCCAUUAUAUAUAUAUAUAUAUAUAUAUAUAUAUAUAUAUGUGUGUACAUAUGUAUAUAUAUAUAUAUGUGUAUAUAUAUUCAUGUUUACACCUCCUAGUGGUGAUGUGACAACACAACACCUGUUUUUUGGCUGAGGACUCUUGAUUCGUCAGUUGAAGAGUGUCAAGCUCAUUUUCAUCGAGGGCCACAUUCUUGGCUGCAAUUAGAGGGCCGCUCGUAACAGCAAAUAGUAUAUCAAUAUGCCUAUGCAUCUGAUAAUAAUUUUUAUUUUUUACGUACACUGUAAAAAAAAAAAAAGUAGAUUUUUAAUAAAAACUGUCUACCAGAACCAGAAUUGUAUUUUAUUUUUUACAACCAAUUAUGGUAAAAAAGGAAAAACAUUACCACUGUUUUUUUUUUUGUUCCUUUUACAGAAAAAUGCAGGCAGCUUAGACGCCGAUGUACACUGUAAAGAAAAUGUUAAAAAGACUUACCACUUUUUUAUUUUGGAAACCAAGCUGCCUGUGUUUUACCGUAGUAAAAAAAAAAAAGUGAUCGUUUUUAAAUAAAAUAAAAAUAAUGGUUUACAGUAAAUUUAACUGUAAAAUCUGUUGACAUUUUUCGUGUACAAUUUGAUGGAUAACUUGCUUUGAAAUCAUAUAUGUAAGUAUUUAUUUUGAUGAUUUAAUAUUUUUUGUAAUAAUUGAAUUUAUUAAAGUUUAAAAAAGUAAGCAAUUUCAUGCUGUACAUUUUUUUUUCUGUAAAAAAUUACAAUAAUGAAUAUAUUUAGUAAGAAAUGAUAAGGUACUUUAUUGACGCAUAUUAUUUCCAUGCAUUUGUGGGCCGUAUAAAAUGAUGUGGGGGCCCCGGGGCCUUGAGUUUGACACCUGUGCCUUAGUCAAAUCCAUCUUGUAGCAUAUUUUUAUGUAUUUUUCAGGCAAUCUUUUAUAUCAUUGAGAGUGUUUACUAGUCCGCUACACAAGCCAGACAUCUUGUUAUGGUAAACGUUUCACUUACUUAAGCCACUCAAUGGUCCAAAAACCAUGAGAAAAUAAGCUCUUUGGACAUACUACAAUUUUCUUUUUUUUUUCAAAUGUUUUUAUGACAACUGUGAUGAAAUUUUGGUGCCUUUCAAGUUGAAGCCUUUAUGAUGCUAUUGUACUGUAAUGUGGUAAUAUUGCAUAAAACAGGGGUCACCAACCUUUUUGAAACCAAGAGCUACUUCUUGGGUACUGACUAAUGUGAAGGGCUACCAGUUUGAUACACACUUACAUAAAUUGCCAGAAAUAUCCAAUUUGCUCAAUUUACCUUUAAUAAAUAAAUGUAUGUAUAUAUAUAUAAAAAAUGGGUAUUUCUGUCUGUCAUUCCGUCGUACAUUUUUUUUCCUUUACGGAAGGUUUUUUGUAGAGAAUAAAUGAUGAAAAAAACACUUAAUUGAACGGUUUAAAAGAGGAGAAAACAGGAAAAAAAUGAAAAUUAAAUUUUGAAAUAUAGUUUAUCUUCAAUUUCGACUCUUUAAAAUUCAAAAUUCAACCGAAAAAAUUGAAGAGAAAAACUAGCUAAUUCGAAUCUUUUUGAAAAAAUUCAAUAAAAUUAUUUAUGGAACAUCAUUAGUAAUUGUUCCUGAUUAAGAUUAAUUUCAGAAUUUUGAUGACAUGUUUUAAAUAGGUUAAAAUCCAAUUUGAACUUUGUUAGAAUAUAUAACAAAUUGGACCAAGCUAUAUUUCUAACAAAGACAAAUCAUUAUUUCUUCUAGAUUUUCCAGAAUAAAAAAUUUUAAAGAAAUUCAAAAGACUUUGAAAUAAGAUUUAAAUUUGAUUCUACGGAUUUUCUAGAUUUGCCAGAAUAAUUUUUUUGAAUUUUAAAUCAUAAUACGUUUGAAGAAAUAUUUCACAAAUAUUAUUUGUCAAAAAAACAGAAGCUAAAAUGAAGAAUUAAAUUAAAAUGUAUUUAUUAUUCUUUACAAUAAAAUUUUCUUACUUGAACAUUGAUUUAAAUUGUCAGGAAAGAAGAGGAAGGAAUUUAAAAGGCAAAAAGGUAUAUGUGUUUAAAAAUCCUAGAAUCAUUUUUAAGGUUGUAUUUUUUCUCUAAAAUUGUCUUUCUGAAAGUUAUAGGAAGCAAAGUAAAAAAAUAAAUGAAUUUAUUUAAAGAAGUGAAGACCAAGUCUUUAAAAUAUUUUCUUGGAUUUUCAAAUUCUAUUUGAGUUUUGUCUCUCUUAGAAUUAAAAAUGUCAAGUGAAGCGAGACCAGCUUGCUAGUAAAUAAAUAAAAUGUUAAAAAUAGAGGCAGCUCACUGGUAAGUGCUGCUAUUUGAGCUAUUUUUAGAACAGGCCAGCGGGCGACUCCUCUGGUCCUUACGGGCUACUUAGUGCCCGCGGGCACCGUGUUGGUGACCCUUGGCAUAAGACAUUGCAUUGUAACAAUUAAUGCUCAAACAUUUUAACAAUAAAUGAUUGUCCUUUGUA